This is a messenger RNA of Hypanus sabinus (Atlantic stingray), 5337 nucleotides long. It is a transcript of the gene ppp4r4, whose product is annotated as protein phosphatase 4, regulatory subunit 4. The coding region runs from base 569 to 3040 and encodes 823 amino acids. Gene Ontology annotation, cellular component: cytosol; protein serine/threonine phosphatase complex. NCBI's taxonomy places the organism in Eukaryota, Metazoa, Chordata, Chondrichthyes, Myliobatiformes, Dasyatidae. Gene Ontology annotation, molecular function: protein phosphatase regulator activity. The record is from RefSeq and is a predicted model, not a curated record. The transcript has 24 exons.
UCCUUGGCGACGGCCUUAGUGCCGGGGUGACGGAGGGUUGGAGCGAAUGACGGUCCCCGUGCGGUGGCGGCUUCACCUCCUGCCGGUGCCGCUCGCCAGCGUGUCACGCCGAGACCAGAUUGGGCCGGGAUCGGUGUUGGGUUGGGGCGGAGGGAGGAGCUGGAUAGGGACGGCCAGAGCAGCAGGCGAUGAUGCUGGUGUGGUCCGAGAACCGCUGAGCCUUCCUCCUCUGCCGCUCCCCUCCAUCCCGUACUGAUCCCUCACAUCCUCUCUCCUCCCUCCGAUCCCCUCACCCUUCCUCCCCCUCUCCUUCCCCAUCUCCCUCCCUCUUCCCACCCCUCCCCUCUUCCCUUUCUCCUCCCUCUCCUCCUCGCUCCCCCUCUCGCCCCCUCAUCCCUCUCUCCCCAUCUUUCCCCUCCCUCCCCUCUCUCCCUCCUCUCUCCCCCCUCUCUCCUCCUCUCUCUCUCUCCCAUCCUCCCCCUCUCCCCUCUCUUCCUCCUCCUCCCCUCUAUCUCCCCCCUCUCUGCCUCCCGCCCCCGCCGCAUUCUGUGCGACCGGCGACGGAAUAAUGGAUUUGAACCCGGAGAAUGUGUUCGCUCAGAUGGGAGAUUUACAAGAACUUAGUUUCAUUGAAAGACCCGUGCGGAGGUACCUGAAGACUGCAGAGGAGAUAGAAAGAUUGACAGUUGAUGAAGAGCUCAAUGAUAUUGAAAGGGCUGUCUAUCUUCUGAGUUCUGGUCAAGAUGUUCAGCGAACCAGUGUGGUGGUUAAUCUACCGAAGCUGAUGCGACAGAAUACUUCUGAGACUAUUCGAAGAGUGGUGCCAAAAAUUCGAGAGGUACUCCAUGUUGCAGGGGUGGAGAUGCAGUUGGUUGCUGCAGUUGCAUUUCUUACCAUCUUACAAGAAGAGUUGGUUUCCACAGCAGCUUAUAUCCACUCUUUUCUCCCAAUUAUAUUGGUAAACCUAGAUCACAAAGAUACAGUGGUCAGCAAUGCAUGGUUGGAGACUCUCCUGACUGUAAUCAAUGCUUUACCAAAGGAAACCAUCAGGCAAGAGAUUUUAUCUCCACUGGUUUCAAAGGCUCAAUUAUCACAGACAAUCCAGUCACGUUUAGCCAGUUGCAAAAUUCUGGGCCGAAUUGCCAGGAAGUUUGAAUCUCAUGUAAUUAAGCGGGAUAUUUUGCCUCUAGUGAGAUCACUUUGCCAGGAUGUUGAAUAUGAAGUUCGCUCCUGUAUGUGCCGACAGCUGGAAUACAUAGCACAGGGAAUUGGUGUUGAACAGACAAAAACUGCAAUACUUCCAGAGUUAGUGGAGUUGGCUAGAGAUGAAGGGAGUACUGUACGUGUUGCUGCAUUUGACACCAUUGUUAACCUGCUUGUGAUGUUUGACAGUGAUGACCGGACUCAAAUUAUAUUCCCCUUGGUGAUGAUGUUUUGUGAGAAAUCAUUCAAAACAGAUGAGACCAUCCUUGCACCUUUGUCACAUCAGCUGGGGAAGCUCUGUCAUGGUCUCUCAGGGAAUUUAACUGAUGAACAGCAUCUUUGGUUUUUGGAUUUCUACAAGAAAUUCAGUUCAUUAGGCCUACAACAUGAAAAUGGCCAAAGUGAACACUUGACUCAGUUCUAUGCAGCAGAAAUGGAUGCCAAAUAUGCGUCUGUGAGACAGAAUUGUGCCUACAAUUUGCCAGCCAUGAUACUUUUUGUAGAUCCUAAAUGUUUCUACACUGAACUUUAUCCCACUUUUUCAACCCUUUGUCAUGAUCCUGAAACUUCUGUCCGACGAACGGUUGCCACUGGCUUCCAUGAAGUCAUUAAGCUGCUAGGCUCCAGUGUUCAUGUAGUUCACAAAGAAUUAAUUGCACUUUUGCAAGAUGAAUCAUUAGAGGUUUUGGAUGCCCUGCUAGAUCACCUUCCUGAAAUUCUAAGAUUUAUUGUUAAAGGGGGAGACCAUGUGGGAACAGAGAAUAAGGUGCAUAUUCCUGAUCUGAUUCCAGCUCUCUCAAUGGCUGAACAAAGAGCUGCCACCUCUUUAAAAUGGAGAAUACAUGAGAAGCUGUUGUUGACGUUUUCCUGUCUGCCACAAGUCAUUUCCAGUGAUCAGAUAUACUACAAGUUUUUGCCCAUAAUGUUUAGAAUAAUGACGACAAAUAAUGUCCUCCCAGUCCAAAGAGCCUCAGCCAGAACCCUCUGUGUAUUUGUUCGGUACAACCGUAAACAGGAGCAAAGACAGGAAAUAUGCAGUAAAAUCAUUGAGCAGCUUGGUCAAGGAAAAAGUUGCUGGAACAGGCUAAGAUUUCUUGACACCUGUGAAUGUAUCAUGGAAUUAUUUUCAAAAGCCUUCUUCUGCAAAUAUUUUUUCCUGCCUGUACUUGAACUUUCAAAUGAUCCUGUCCCUAAUGUAAGGAUUAAGUUCUGUUACAUGCUGCCAAAAUUGAAGUCUGUGUUGAAACUGCCAGCUGACAAACACCUUCUUCAACAACUUGAUCUUUGUGUUAGAAAAUUACUGUGUCAAGAAAAGGACAAAGACGUCACUGCUGUAGUGAGGGUUAUCACAUUGGAAUUAGAUCGAAUAGAAACAAGCAUGGAAUGUUUUCCAAAAAGGUUACAAGAGGAAGACUUGCUUGAUCACAAAAAGGAGAAGGAAGAACAUUUACUGUUGGAAAUGGAAGACAUGGAAAAACGAAUAGAAAGCAAGGCAGUGAAUGAAAAGAAAUUAGUUUCAUCUCUUAACAAGGAUGGGAAGAAGAAGAAUAAGUUAGCCCGUAGUCGUUCACUUGGGGCUCGAGUGGCACCACCAAAGCUUAUUUCUGAUAAGCCCACAAUGAAGCUCACUGCAAUAUCUAACUCGCAAAUUGCUCCAACUGCAAAAAAUGCCCUGCUGCCAUUUGAUUCAACAUCUCAGAGUCAUUCUUCAGCUUCUGGUGGGCUUUCCCAUCUGCCAUCUUGUUCGCGUUUUUAUUCCAAUGAGCAAAAACCAAAUGGAAGCAAAGAUACCCUUCCAAAAAAGUUUAACUUGAAAAGCAGAAAAUCAAACCCUUAAUGGAAGAAAUGUUACAUUCCAUGAUCAAACAUUUGAUAACAUGCAUCAGUGACUUCCUUAAAGGCAAGUUUCAGUGACUGUUUGCUGAUUUUGCAAGCUGUGAGGAAAUAAUGUAGUUUUCUGACUGAUUUGGAGGAAGAUUCAUUCCAAAUUGAAGACUGUAUUUGUGUCUCUGCAGAAGUAACUUAUUCUCAUUUUAUUGUCCAUGACUUGCUCUUUGAAUAUUUUUGCAUAUAUUCUUGUUUAUUACACAGUGUUUAAAAUUCAUUAAAAAGGUAUUACCUAACUUCCACAACCACCAUUAUAGAUAGGAAUAAAGAAAUUAAAACAAUAUAUGAUUUAUGUCUCAAUGCUUUGUUUUCAAUAUUUCUGUUUGCAAGGCAUGUAAAGGGUAAGCGAACAUGAUGUAUCCUUGUGUACUCCCAAACCUGUUAGGAAUGUGCAUCAUAACCAGCCAUGGUAGUUUCAAACAUUUACUUUUGAAUGAUAGGUGGAAAUUUCAACUUCUCCCUUUGGAGAAACUAAAAAGAACCUAUACGCAAGUUGAAUGAUUUCAAAUAUGAUCCCAAACUAGCUAAUUAGUUCAAAUAAUGGAGGUUUAUUAAACAGAUGAGCUAUGAAAUAAAGUUUCAAGAGCUUAAAUUUUCGGCAAAUCUUAGUUCACUGUGGAAGUUGCUCCACACAGCUUAAUCUGCCUCACCUUCAGUGAUGAAUUUGCUAAACUGAGCUUCACUUCAGGUGAGUAAAUUGUGAGUUCAGAGCCUUUUCCAAAGAGGCAUGUCUGCCUAAUGUAUUGAUUUUACUUGCUUCUUAAUUGGAAUGUAGUUAGUCUUUGGGCAAAAGAAGAGAUUAUUGGAGCAGUCUUUUGGACUGACAAACCUUACACACAAAGGAGAUAAUGGAAAUCUGCUGCAUGUAAUAUAGGGAAAUCACCUUUCAAAUAAAUAGGUGUCAAAUAUUGAAAGAGUAUCCCUUAAAAUGUGGAAGGUUGUUUGCUUAAAUUAGUAAUGAGAUAAUUCUGGCGCAAAAUUUACAUGUCCCAUUAAUUUGUGACUUGUAUAUUUCUGAUCAAAAUUGCUGGAGUGGAGGUUAUUAUUCUGUCUCAGAAGGGUAUGCUAUUUUUAGCAUAUCUUGGUGAAGUCUAAUGUAAUGAACUCACAAUACUGGUAUUACUGACUCAGUUCAGAAAAAUCUAGAUUGUAUUUCAGCCAAUGUGCCAUUAUGGAUGCCAACUGAAGAUAAGGUAGAUCUUUCCCAUAGAGCUGAAUUUACUUUUGCUAGCACUGCUUGGCAAUUGCUGAUUCAGUUUGCUCUGACCCUGUUAGUGUGAUGAAAAUAUCAGUGUGUUGUCCUUACUGACAGUGGCUUAUCAUGCCAGCAUUAAGUGACCCAGAAAUUCAAGAAACCUGUCAAAGUCAUUUUGUGUUGAUUUUACAAUAGUGCAAUUAGUACUAGCUCUUAAAACUGAAUGUAACAACUUACCUAUAAAUGUUAAGUGUUUUUCUUUGUGUUAUUCUGAAGGGUAAAAGAUGUUUUGUUUUAAUGAAGCUUAGCACACAGUGCAAAAGCUGUCUACACCACAUGAUAUGCAAAAUAUCAGUAUUAGCAGUUGUUGGCCUGCAUUACUAAUAUAGUUUGAGGCACUGUAUGUGCAUUUCACAAGGUCUGUCUUUUCAUGUUGCCACCUGAUGACAGUUUGAAAUAGUUUUUGGUAACCAGAGAUUUGUAAUAAAUUUCUAGUAUUGAAUUUAAUUUCUCAUUGUAAAAUGUUUAGGAUACAGUAUAUUUUAUUUUUCCCAAUGAUUUUGAGAUCCCAAUGUUAUUCUGAUCUAAUAUUUGAUUCAAAACCCUAUUGUACCUUUUUCCGUUCUUAAGACUAAGUCAGACUUCUGCAAGAUUAUCCUAUCAUUUUGCCAUAUAUUGUAAAUAACAGUGUAUAAUAACAAGUUACAUUGUAAGCAUGUAAAAGCAAAUGCAGAUACAGUUUUUCAUAAGGAAAGUGAAAACUAUUUAAUUUUUUAUUUUCUUUUGCAUGUCUCAUGAUAUUUAAAGCUUAUUUUGCAUAUAUUCCUUUCACAUGCCUACUGCUACAGGAAUAUAUAUAUAUAUAUAAACAGUGUUAUGAAAUCCAUGUGCAAACUGGUGUAAAUAUGGCCUUAAUCAGAUUGAGCUAUGCAGUCCAAAAAAUCUGGCUUUGUGAAAAUCUUUAAAUAGGUACAGUAUUGUCACCUUCAAUUCUGUUACAAUUGUAUGUUACAUAUUUUAAAAUAAAUUCUAAACACCAAAUAGAAACUCAA